AACACGUCAAAGUCAAAGUUGAACCAAAACGCUAUUUGUAUGUUUUGUAUAAUAAUUUAUAGUAUUUAUCUGAUUUCAAAAUAUAUGUUGUAGAAGAAUCAUAACUAAACAAUUUAAUAGCUCAGUUCAACUUUUGCAUUUGUUAUAAUCUUCAAGAGUGUCAUAUUUCAAUUUUAACUGAAAUUAUUGAAAAUGUCGUGCCCAAUACAAGAUGUUGUGGAAGAAGAUGCAGCCGAUUUGCAAUUUCCCAAAGAAUUUGAAAAUGCUGAAACUUUACUAAUAUCUGAAGUGGACAUGUUGUUAGAACACAGGAAGGCACAAAAUGAAUCAGCAGAAGAGGAGCAGGAAUUUUCAGAAGUAUUUAUGAAGACAUUGACAUACACUAAUAUGUUUAAGAAAUUUAAAAAUAAGGAAACAAUAGCUGCUGUUAGAAACCUCUUGCAGUCCAAGAAAUUGCACAAAUUUGAAGUAGCAAGUUUAGCAAACUUAUGUCCAGAAACACCAGAGGAAGCAAAAGCUUUAAUUCCAUCACUGGAAGGUAGAUUUGAGGACGAGGAGCUACGGAUCUUACUUGAUGACAUUCAAACUAAAAGAAGCAUACAGUACUGAAUAAAUACAAUAUAAAUAUUCUAAUUAAAUUUUUGGUUAUCAAUA
Molecule: messenger RNA, 654 nt
Organism: Papilio polytes (common Mormon)
Lineage: Eukaryota; Metazoa; Arthropoda; Insecta; Lepidoptera; Papilionidae
Gene: Polr2D
Product: DNA-directed RNA polymerase II 16 kDa polypeptide
Exons: 3
Coding region: 193-609 (138 amino acids)
Biological process (GO): positive regulation of translational initiation; mRNA export from nucleus in response to heat stress; nuclear-transcribed mRNA catabolic process, deadenylation-dependent decay
Cellular component (GO): RNA polymerase II, core complex; P-body
Molecular function (GO): translation initiation factor binding; nucleotide binding
Source: RefSeq, a predicted model, not a curated record